Molecule: messenger RNA, 4979 nt
Organism: Varroa destructor (honeybee mite)
Lineage: Eukaryota; Metazoa; Arthropoda; Arachnida; Mesostigmata; Varroidae
Product: carbonic anhydrase 2-like
Cellular component (GO): cytoplasm
Molecular function (GO): carbonate dehydratase activity; zinc ion binding
Source: RefSeq, a predicted model, not a curated record
AACCCGUGCCUUCGUAAGGAGACUGUUUUGUAGCAUAAUUGUAAGCUUAGCGAGGUCUUUCGCGUAGGCGUUCGAUUUGCGUUCGUGGCGCAAAAGAUCUUAGCUUUUGGACUAGGCGGAGAGACGGACAAAAAACGCCUUCCGGCCAGAGAGGCCUGCGACAUGCGACGACAAGGACGGAGAAAAGGUCAUUGCUGAGGACGAAGACAAUCAAGAGAAGAAGAGCUCUAGGCUACAACAAAGGACGUGGGGGAGGCGCUUCGUAGAGGAAAAGGACAAGGAGGAGGAAAACAAAGAGGAAAAUGAAGGGAAGAGCUAUGAGAAAGAGAUCCUCCGUAGAGAGAAAGGGCAAAUAAAACCAAGGAACGGAAAGCUCUCCUCCGCCUCGAAGGAUUCGUUGCCGCCGCCACCGCCACCGCCACCGCCGCUGAGCAAGGGCUCGCGCCGCCACCACAGCUGUUGGCGUUACUGCUGCUGUUAGCGAUGAUGAUACUGGUGGUGCUGCUGCAGCUUCGUAUGUCUGCACUGGCCGCUGUUUCUGUCGCUGCCGCCCGUGCCGUUGGUUCGACGUUGGGAAGCCGCUUGUCGGGCACCGACUAGCAGGCUGGCUGGAUGAUAGAGAGGCGGACACGGGCCAGCAGUAACGCCGUUGUCGUCCCGUGGUACACCACAAAUGCCACUACUGCCACCACAAGCCUCGUGGUGAAUUGGCGAGAAAAGCAAGAGCUCGUCCGGCGGCCUCAUCGGUGCUACUGCCACUGCAAGAAGGGCAUUCUGCUGCAAGAGCAAACGAAGCCACCAUUUCCACCGUCGCAUACUAACGCCGCCAGCGGCUAGCGGCCUGAGAGGGGAAAACCGCCAGCGCCAUACUCACUGCCAAAGCAAAAGACCUGACCGCCGUCGCUGGAUGUCCGUACAGAUACUAACGCGCCAUACGCAUUGAACAACAACACGCAAGCAGAGAUAGCAACAUUAUAAGAGAGCAACCAAUUAGAAGGCAGGCCUGCUCGGAACCAACGGCAAACAAAUAACCGGAACAGCGACAGAUCACUUACUCACCGUUACUGCUUGCACAUGACCCAUAUGACUCUUCUGGAAGGAGAAGGCACGUCUGUUUGGCGCAUAUAGAAUACCAACAAAAACAACGGAACUGAGAGAGGAAGGGAGGCGUUCAGCAAUUGGUACGCCACCUUGGUGAGUGACAUUGAACUCAAGCAGCUCGCGCGACGUGUGCUCGUUCGCGCGCCUUGCUGUUCUGCUCAUUGUGUGCCUUGCUGUUAAGCCGGCAAGAGGACAGCGUCUGACAGUAGCCAUACAAGCAAACCAGUAUCUAAAAGCUGCAACGAUAACGGUUAGUAACAACUAGAAUCGAGCCGUUCUACUAAUACAGACACGCAUGAGCUGCUAUUACAUGGUGGGACAAUAGUUUCGGGGCCCUUGUCCACAGCAACUAGACUACCGGCAUUCUAAUUCAUAACUACCUCCUCAUAUCGGGAUCUCGGAUACUUCGGAUCUCCGCCUCGAUUCCUUGCUAUGCGCUUUUUUCGAAUCCUUUUCAGACGGUAUCAUCCAUUCUACCUCAGAAGAUAAAAAGGAACGUAACAAACAAGGAUCAAGCCUUGUUUUCGUACUUCUAAGCAUUUACAGUACAGUGUUUGUCUGUAAAGUAAGAAACAACAGUUAGUACAGCGGUAACUUAUAUAUAUAAAUUAAUAAAGGUACAUAUGUCUAUAUAGAGAUACAUUCUCAGCAAUAACUGUGCUUUCUCAGACAUUGUGGACCGUGAUUAGGUGACUUUUCACUACUCGUUAGAUCUACAGGUUUAGUCGGGUUAUCGAUGUAGAUCAACAGUUCUUCCAGUGUGCUUUGUGACUGAUUAGGAUCAGGAGUUGUUUCUGAUCGGUUUCAAUGAGCUGAGUCAAGACUUGUUCGAAAAUAAAAAGCCGUCAUCGCCGUUGUCGUGUGCUGUCAGGCAGCGCUAACACAACAACAACGGAACCAAGAUGCAUCAGACGUGGGGAUACUCCGAGUGCAACGGUCCGGCGCAUUGGGGAAAGACCUUCCCGCAGGCGCUCGGGCAGAAACAAAGCCCUGUGGACAUUAUACGCUCACACGUUCAACCAGAUCCAAUGCUUCUUAAGCGCCCACUCAAGUACAACUAUCAGGGUGUAUUGACAAAACACGUAACCAAUGGUGGAUUUGGAUGGCGUGUCGACGUCGACAGCUUGAAUCAUAACCUUGAGGGCGGUCCGCUAAGCCACCGGUAUCGUCUCGUGCAGUUCCACUCACACUGGGGAGAAACGUGCUGCGAUGGAUCCGAGCAUACGGUUGACGGUGAAACUUUCUCUGGCGAACUACAUUUGGUCCACUACAACAUCGACCUCUACGAUGACCCUGGCAAGGCUGCGAGCUCCGAGAGUGGCCUAGCAGUGGUCGGGAUCUUCCUUAAGGAAGGAAGUUCGCAUCCUGAGUUUGAAAAGCUCUGCGAAGUGCUCAGCUGCGUCAAACAUAAGGGAUGCAAAUGUGAAGAUAUAGCAUCGCCAUUCCAGAUCAGCUCCUUUCUUCCAAAGGACACAGACAACUACUGGACCUAUGAGGGCUCAUUGACGACUCCCCCAUGUUACGAGAGCGUAUCCUGGGUCGUUCUUAAACAGCCGAUCGAGAUUUCUAAGGAUCAGUUGGAUGCGUUCCGUUCAUUGCUGACAUACACUGAAGAUGAGAAUAAUAUCACUGCGAUCGACGGACCGGUUACCAAAAACUGGCGAAACUGCCAACCGUUAGAAGGUCGUGUGAUCCGGGAGCCUCCGGAACAGUAACGCGGAUGCAACUAGACAUCGUAAUAGGUAGUAAAGACAGUAGACCAAAUCCAUUACGAUGCAGUUAAUCUUUUGUUAUCUAGUUCGAAAAUGAACUUACGAGCAGUGGGACAAAAUUCACGCUAAUCAGAAAAAGAAAACGCACUUACUCUUAUACAACUAACUACUAGCUGUCUGGGUCUAGUGGCCUAUCUACACAUGACUAUAUAACAUAUAUAAACACAUAGUGAUAUAGAGCGAGGCUAGGACAAGGUCCGUUUUAAACCUAGUUAGGGAAGCCGCUUAGGCGUUUAGUUGCCGUGUGCGCGGACAUGCUGUACCCCAGCCCGCCAGAAUAAGUCUUCCCUAUAUAGAUAUGUAUAUCAUCCCCUUUUGCGCGUGCUGAUUCGGUUUUCUAGGAAAAGUUAACAGCGGGGCAAUAUCUACACCCUAUAUUGACUAUAUAUAAUUGACCGAUAAAGUCGCCAUGUGAAGCUUCAUUGCGACUUUGGCUGAUGGGAGAGCAAGCCUGAUGUGCAACGAAGGUUGGGUCGCGGAUGUCAAACUGGAUAGUAGAACAUGGCGUAGUAAGAAGGCAUGAUGUUAUGAUCGAUGCAAAGCGAUCAAAUGAAAAGAAAGCAAAGAGACUAAACAAAGACAUUAAGCGUAGCGGAGACCGCCGCUAAUCGAACUACUGAAAUUGAUGUUAUUGUUAUUACUAACAGCUAAUCAGAUGGAUCUGGGCGUUUAUUCACUGUGGCUAUAUAUGAACACCGCUUUGAUGUAUGCCCGUAGAUAAUAACAAUACGAGCACAACGUGAUAUAAGGUAAUGCUAUGGAUACAUGUUAAGGACACUAAAAGUAGUGAGUAGAAGAACAUUUGAAAAGUCGAGGAACGAGCGGUGGAAGAGGUUGUAAACCUAGAUCUGCCUAGAGAUGAGAAAUGCCUGCUUUGAAGCUAAAAGAAAAAGUAGAAAAACUAGAUAUAAGUGAAUUUUCUAUUGUGAGCGUCUCGGUAUAUAGAAAACAGUAGAAAAGGCGUUAGCAGUGGUAACUUGUAGCAAUUAGAAAAGCAGUCUUUCAGAAAACAAAAAAAAACUAGGCGUGACUAAGAAUAGAUAGAACAACAGCGCCAACGCUUUAUCGGUGUCCUAUUAGCAUAUGAUCGCAUUGCUUCAUUGUGUCAAGGCUUCUGGAACGAGCCCGUAUAGCGGAUCGAGCGAGGUAAGGGGCACCGAUUUUGAGAGGGCAUGUUCUUCUAAUCGCCCAAAAAAGCACGGUAGCCGAAAUGACGCUUGAAAGCGGGCAGGCAAUUAUACUAAUAAUAAUUAACUUGAUACAUGUCAAAUUGUUUCAUGGGCCUGCUUUCGGAAUUUUGUUGGGAACACUUCAUGUGGAUAGAAAAAGAUUAAGCGAACAUAUAUAUAUAUAUAUAUAUAUACAUAUAUAAAUCACGUGUGGCUUUUCUAAAAAAAUCGAUGUUUGUAGAUAAUGCAGUUUCUAGGUUAAACGUCGUUUGAAGAUCAGUUUGUAAGGGUUCAAUGUAACAUAUUCUGAAACGCCCAUCAAACAAAUAGAGAAAGUCAAACCUUUGUUACUGGCAAGGUAAACAUACGACGUCUCAAAUCCAACGUCAUAGUGAUCAUUCGAUUCUACGGAAGAAGAGCUCUUUAGGUUUUAUAUUCUGCUUCAGUAAAUGCGUUCGCUGAAUUACUGCUAUCAGUGGUCGACGAAGAUGGGGAAUUCGGUGGUGUCGUUUUUCUUUGGGUAAUUAAACCCCUAUUGCGGAAGCUUCGGGGUCUAAUUCGGAAGUCUGCUUCUAUUGAUUAUCCUGGACCAAGUAUGAAAUAACCCUAUACGCUGCCUAAGGAACAGAGCUUGAGGACAGCUUUCUGCCAACCAGUUCCGACCUAAUUUGCAAACAAGGCUUCGGGGAAAGAUUCCAGUAGUCAUUGCCUGUAUCAAGCCUGUGUUUAGGUGGAUCAGUAAACAUUGACUGCGGUUUAUCUGCUCAAAAUGCAGGCUAGGUUUCUCAACUAAUUAGUGCACCGAACCCGAUGACGACUGACGUACCGUCGUGAGUUUUGAUCAGCACAAUUCUUCUUUAUGACAUUGGACGUUAUACGUUCUUCGUUCUUGCUGUUUUUCAACGGAACUGCCCUUUAUGGCUUUGCCUGUCGAAUU